AUGCCCGGCACAUCCCCAGUCAUCCUCAUCCUCGGAGCAGGGCCCAACAUCGGGCAGGCGGUUGGUCGGACUUUUGCCUCCAGAGGCUACAAGGUUGCCCUCGCUGCUCGAUCCCUCAACGAGGCAGAUAGCACAGACAAUCAACUGAACAUCAAGAGUGAUUUUGCCAACCCAGACGAUGUUGUCAACGCAUUCAGAAAGGUCAAUACAGCGUUUGGUAUCCCGAGUGUAGUCGUCUACAAUGUCAGCGCCUCGACGUUCACCCCGCCUCAGGACCCGUUCGCCCUUCCGCUAGCCGCUUUCAAUCGUGAUGUAGCGAUAAACAUCACGAGUGCUUUCGUCGCCGCGCAACAAGCUACCCUGGGCUUUGCACAACUUCCUGUGUCUGCGUCGAGGACAUUCAUCUAUACUGGAAACAUUCUGAAUAUGACGAUCCUCCCAGGAUUCAUCGACCAAGGCAUGGGCAAGUCUGCAGGCGCACAUAUGAUAUGGGCGGCCUCAGCCGCAUAUAAAGACCGCGGAUUCAAAUUUUAUUACUGCGACGAACGCAAGCCGGAUGGGACGGCGAUUUACAAGGUCAACGGAGACGCUCAUGCACAGCUCUACUGGAAGCUUGCGGAGGAAACGUCCCAGGGCCCAUGGAUGCAGACAUUCGUCAAGGGUGUGGGAUACACGAAGUUUGAUAGUCCUGAUGCAUGA
Fonsecaea erecta is the source of this 699-nucleotide messenger RNA. RefSeq lists its product as hypothetical. Lineage: Eukaryota; Fungi; Ascomycota; Eurotiomycetes; Chaetothyriales; Herpotrichiellaceae. Bases 1 to 699 code for a protein of 232 amino acids. The transcript has 3 exons. The record is from RefSeq and is a predicted model, not a curated record.